UUGACUGUAAAUUUUUUCGACCUGUAUAAAUAAUAAAAAUUGGUAAACCAUGGACCAACAAAAAAACGAAUUGUGUGAAAUGGUGAGACAUUGUUUCCUCUCAGGAGAAGAGGACUCAGAUAUGGCAGCAAAGUACAUCGUCACUUCGAGGGACGAUUCGAACGAUGUGGUGGUGGACUUGGAUCCUAGAGCAGCUGAUAUCACAGUGGAUUACUUGAGACGACAUGGUGUGCUGGUGGUCUUUCAAGGGCCAGGUGCAGACGCUGCAUUUGCUGCAAAAGAACACUGGCUACGAACUAUGGAAAAUGGAUGGGACUCGGAUAUGGUGGGAGGACAGCRUGGUAGAGUGAAACCUGAGGGAGCGAAUAUGAUAUCAUAUCUGGCAGUCAAUCAUGUUUUGAGGGAUUGGUUGGUGAAUACAUUGAAAAAAGAGGAUAAUGCGCUGGUGGAUGGGAAACCAUGCAAGGUGAUGUAUCGACCAUGGGCCACACAAGUGGAGCAGGAGCAAGCCAGACAAGAUUUGCAAACUCAACGCUUUUGGAUAAGAGCAGUGAGAGUUCCAUAUUUGGUUAUGCCUUUUCUUAAGGCCGCUGUGAUAAAGGAAUUUGGAGAGGUCAUAAAAGAUUAUCCGCCAGAGAGGAACAAGGUGGCUCCCAGAUUGAUGAACCGCAGAUGGUUUGGUCAUGUCACUGGUGAUAAGCAGUGCCCGAAUAGACAGGAAAGGGUUGAAGCUCUGCCAGUCCCUACGAAGGGCUCGCCUGGGGCUGGACCUUCGUCAGCAAUGGUUGGCGGAGCGGGACUGCCCUCAGCUCCGGUUGGGUCUGGGGGAGGUUCUUCAUCAGCAACGGUUGGCGGUGCAGGACCACCCCCGGCCCCGGUUGGGUCUGGGGGAGGUCCUGCCUGGGUCCCGACUGGGGUUGAGAAGGAUCCCACCACGACGGCAACAGGAGGCCAUCUGCCUGUCCCAGCUGGGACUGGAAGCAUUCCUCUCCCACUGGGAGGUGCCACACCGGCCACUGCGGGGGCUGGGAGUGUCCCUUCUCCGGUGGGAGCAGCGGUACCUACCUUUGUGGGAGCCGGGGAUCACCUUCGGUACUGGGAGGAACGGGGGGUGGGCUGCAGCCUGAUCAUCCUACCCAGGAGAGGAUGGAAACUGAGAAAAGUGUCAUGAUUAUGGGCGAUGCUGGAGCGAGAUGAUGCUCCAACAGAAAAGUUCCCUUCAAGUUCCUCGCCGCAAAAUACUGGUUGGAGGACCGAAGAAAAUGCCUUAUAAACCGUAUGAUAAGCCGGGAAAAGGGGAUCAGACAGAUAACAACAAAGAGAGAGUGGAGUGGGCAGACAUACUGGAUGAUGAAGAUGAAACGGAACAACCUGGGAUCACAGAACACGUUUUGCAACAAGGCCAGACUCAAACAGAUCAGCGACAAAUUAAAAAAAAUAAAGGUAAACUGAUUGAAACAGUGGUUCAGUCCCAACAUCAGGAUAAAAUACAGCAACAGCA
Chara braunii is the source of this 1501-nucleotide messenger RNA. NCBI's taxonomy places the organism in Eukaryota, Viridiplantae, Streptophyta, Charophyceae, Charales, Characeae. The record is from the annotation of a GenBank genome assembly.